Molecule: messenger RNA, 450 nt
Organism: Ricinus communis (castor bean)
Lineage: Eukaryota; Viridiplantae; Streptophyta; Magnoliopsida; Malpighiales; Euphorbiaceae
Product: secreted RxLR effector protein 161-like
Exons: 1
Coding region: 1-450 (149 amino acids)
Source: RefSeq, a predicted model, not a curated record
AUGACUACUCCUAUGGAACCUUGCUUGAAGUUAACUAAAGAUGAAGGAAAACUAUUGGAAGAUGCAACACUUUUUCGACAGCUUGUUGGUAGUUUAUUCUAUUUAACUAUCACAAGGCCUGACAUUUCAUAUUCUGUAAGAGUCAUCUCUCAGUUUAUGGACAAACCACGUGAGAGCCAUUUAAUUGCAGCAAAGAGGAUUCUUCGCUAUGUAAAAAGCACUCUGAACUUUGGGUUAUUGUAUAUGCAGCAUGCAUCAUUUCUUCUAACUGGUUUUGUAGAUGCAGACUGGGCUGGUGAUGUGAAUGAUAGGCGCUCCACAACAAGGUAUUGUUUUAAUACAGGUUCAGCAGCAGUCUCAUGGUAUAGCAAAAAGCAAACUACUGUUGCUCUUUCAAGUUGUGAAGCUGAAUAUGUAGCAGCUACUAUGGCCACUCAAGAGUGUAUUUGA